AUGUCACGGCGAGCGCUGGUUUUCGAUGGACUAUGGUAUUCCCUAUGUCCAUCGUUCGCUAAUGCCAGUCGCUCAACAAUAUUCCAUGAACACAGCCGGAACUUGAGGAUAUCACGGUUACCCCCGAUCUCCGUCGUAAACUCGACUCCAAGACGGUGUUACAGCACCCCAUUCGACGGCAACCCAAACCCGACACAAUACUCAGACCAUAACAACCCUCAAAUUCCCGAAGACCCCGAAUCAAAUGAGAUCUCCGAACACAAUGAUGCUUGGCCCAGCCAGAAAACCCGGCGUGAACACACGCGACAACGGAAGAGCUGGCACCCCCGAUCCUACCACAAGGUGCAGGAAGACCUCCUCAAAAAGCCAGAUAGUGCUCUAGAAGCACUCUUACAACACAUGGCAGAUAAACAACCGAAUCUUCGACACACAACACAAGUACUACGGCUUCUCAUUCGGGAUCGUCAUAUUAGGCCAACAGCUCGCCACUACAAGGCAUUGAUCCUCGCCAAUACAGAUUGCGAGCGGGGAUCACCGAAUAUAGUACGAGGGCUACUGGAAGAAAUGGAGGAGAACGGGAUUACAGCAGACUCGGGCACACUCCACGGUGCAUUGCAGGUCCUCGCUGUACAUCCGGACUAUUUACUACGGCAGGAAAUCCUCUGCAAACUUCGAGACCGGUGGCUUACGUUGAGUCCGGCCGGUUGGCAUUUUGUGGUAGCUGGUUUGCUUCGUGAGAACCAGAUCGAGCUUGCGCUGGAGCAGGCUGCACUUAUGGGGCGGAAGGAUAUAUUUAUCGAGAACUGGCUACAUGGUAUGAUGAUUUACACGCUUUGCGAUCAUCAUGAAUUCCAUGAGGUGUUCGAUUUGAUGUGCGCUCGAGUUGACCAAGGCCAUGACAUGAGCAAUCCUCUUUGGGCGCAUGUCUUGACCACGGCCAGCGAAUAUUUGCACCAUCCUUGUGUUCGCUUCGUGUGGCGGCGCAGAGUUGAACUAGGCUAUAUGCACCCACCGGCUGAAAUAUGUCAUAACGUUCUCAAGGUGGCGUCCAAGGUUGGCGACACAGAAAUUUCCUUGUCUGUAUUCCGCUACCUCUCUGAGAAUAACAUUAAACUUGGUCAGGGACAGCAUGAGCAGUUUGUCGAGGCGCAUGUCUCAGCCGGUGAUCUUCCAGCCGCGUUUGAAGCACUCUGCAGCAUGCAUGAAUCCGGAACCCCGCUCGCAGCUUCCUCGACCGAGGCUGUCCUUGCAUACAUGAUCGAACACAAGACCGAUCGCCGGGAGGCCUGGCAGAUACUCAAGCGGCUGAAGAAUGAGAAACGAUACAUUCCCCUCGACUGUGUCUGUGUCAUUGUCGACCUUUGCGAACACAAUUCCCACGAGGACCCAUCAGUCGUCGACGAUGGCGUGGGCUUCUACAAAGAGCUCUACACAUUAUGUCCCGAAGGGGCAGACGUGCGAAUCUACAACGCGCUGAUUCGAAUGUGUCGAACAGCAAAGGACCGCCAAUCUGGCAUGUUCCUAGUGAAAGAGAUGGCGUCACUUGGGGUUGUACCGAACGCAACAACCUUCGAGUCUAUCAUCCUCAUGUGUUUGGACGCGGGAAAUUUCCGCUCCGGCUUCAUGUACUUCCAAGACCUGAUCAAGCGGGACGCCAAGGUCAGCCCGGAAACACAGAAGGAAAUCCUCGAGAUCUGCAGUGGAUCUGUGGAUGAAUUCGCAAUGCGACUGCAGUAUCACCCUUCAAUUAGAGAGGACGUACAGAGGCUCGACGACGAAAUCCAGCAGCAGAAGGAGGAAUGGGAGGCACUGCAAAAAUCAGGGGAACCGAUCCACCCAGCAGUUCGUCGCAUGAAUAUGUCGCACGAAGAACGGGUCGAGGUGAACAAAGAACGUCGCAGGAAGAAACGCCGGUUAAUGGCUAUUGCGCGAAAGCAAGAAGGCCGAGCUGAAUGUGGUGAAAGUCCUGAAAAUGGGCCCGAGUGA
Molecule: messenger RNA, 1986 nt
Organism: Penicillium antarcticum
Lineage: Eukaryota; Fungi; Ascomycota; Eurotiomycetes; Eurotiales; Aspergillaceae
Product: pentatricopeptide repeat protein
Exons: 2
Coding region: 1-1986 (661 amino acids)
Molecular function (GO): protein binding
Source: RefSeq, a predicted model, not a curated record